CACAAACACCAAAACUAUUGUUGCAAAUAAAUAAAGAUCUCCCAUUUUGAAGAAAUUAGGUUUUGGGUAGCUGGAGGUUGUAAUUUUCCCGCCAUGGCAGUGAUGGAAGAAGAACAGUCUGACAUUGAAAGAAAGCAAUCUCUUUACAAUUCCAUGGAUGAGGAGUUCAAGAUACAAAAGGAGAUGUAUAGAGGUCAACAAUACAGUCAAAUUUAUUUUGCUCGAUUACACUUGAUGAGAACUCUCUUGUACUCUCUUGUACCUACUUGGAAACCCCAUUUACCUGUUUGCACCGUUCUGGGACUUGAAGGAGACAAAGAGUGCGUGAUUGUUGGAACACUGUACAAGCACAUGAAGCUCAAACCUUGCGUCCUUGAUGAAUACUCCAAGGAGAGAUCAGUUACGCCGCUUGUACAACCUCACAAUUUCGUACACUCUGAUGAUUACCUGAUUCUUGAAGACGAAAGUGGGAGAGUUAAACUUAGUGGCACCACACUUUCACCUUCUUUUUAUGUCACAGGCAUUGUGGUUGCUUUGCAUGGAAAAGAAACUGGUGCUGGAGAUUUUCUGGUUGAGGAUGUCCUUGAGGCUGGCUUACCGCCACAACUAGACCCACCAAAUAAAUUGGGAGAAGAUAAAUAUGUUGUGUUUGUAUCGGGAUUGAAUUUGGGAAGCAGCUCUUCUAAUCCACUACAAGUUCAGCUUCUCGUUGAUCACAUUACAGGCCAUCUUGGAGAUGAGAAGGAACAAAAUAAUGCAGCUCAAAUAGUUCAAGUAGUUAUUGCUGGGGACUCUGUUGAGAUACCUCGUGAGCUUCUUAAUGGUCAGAAUUUGGCACCAAAAGAUCAAUCUAGGUUGUCAGAGCCAAUAAAAGAAGUGGAUAUCUUGUUGACACAGAUUGCUGCAAGUAUUCCUUUGGAUAUUAUGCCCGGACCGAAUGAUCCAUCUAAUUUCGCCAUGCCACAGCAGCCUUUACAUAGAUGCCUUUUCCCUAGUUCUGCGUCCUACAACACUUUUAAAUCCUGUACUAAUCCUCAUUCUUUUGAACUUGAUGGUGUGAGAUUUCUUGGAACCUCAGGUCAAAAUAUACAUGAUUUUGAAAAGUAUUCUGAGGGGAGUGAGGAAGUUGAGUUUUUGGAAAGGACAUUGAAGUGGAGGCAUAUUGCGCCAACAGCGCCAAAUACCCUUGGUUGUUAUCCCUUUACUGAUAGGGAUCCAUUUUUCGUGGAGAGUUGUCCCCAUGUUUAUUUUGCUGGCAAUCAAAAUAAGUUUGGAACUCGCUUGAUAACAGGUUCAGAUGGGCAGGUGGUAAGGCUUAUUAGUAUUCCAAGAUUUAGCAAAACUGGUACUGCAGUUAUGUUAAACAUGAGAAAUCUUGAAUGCCAUGCUCUCAGCUUCGGGACAGAGUUCAGUUUAUAAAUAGGAAGGAUUUUGCCUGCUGCCUAUUAUCAGUUUUUGCCAGGAAGCGUAUCUGUUGAUUCCCGAAACUCGAAACUCUCUGAGAAGGAAGCAGGUCAAGUACCUGUGCUGGUAACUAUCAGGAGAAUUAGAAGAGAAUCUGCACAAAAAUGAUGUUAGAGAUUGACAAAACCAGUAGCAAGUUACUUCUAUGUUUAGUAUCAAUGUUCAUAUAAAAAACUUGACGAACUAAACUCCUGUAAAAUUUUUAAGGACCAUAGUUCUUCGUCAAACUUUAUAAACUGUUGUAAACUUCAUUUUUGAACUCUCACAAGCAUCCAAGUAGCUUUUGUUCAUCCA
Molecule: messenger RNA, 1758 nt
Organism: Daucus carota subsp. sativus
Lineage: Eukaryota; Viridiplantae; Streptophyta; Magnoliopsida; Apiales; Apiaceae
Product: DNA polymerase delta small subunit
Exons: 15
Coding region: 94-1419 (441 amino acids)
Biological process (GO): DNA replication; DNA strand elongation involved in DNA replication
Cellular component (GO): delta DNA polymerase complex
Molecular function (GO): DNA binding
Source: RefSeq, a predicted model, not a curated record